Messenger RNA from Laetiporus sulphureus 93-53, 678 nucleotides. RefSeq lists its product as uncharacterized. NCBI's taxonomy places the organism in Eukaryota, Fungi, Basidiomycota, Agaricomycetes, Polyporales, Laetiporaceae. Bases 36 to 398 code for a protein of 120 amino acids. The record is from RefSeq and is a predicted model, not a curated record. The transcript is spliced from 3 exons.
UGGCAAGACACAGCAUCGUCCAAUCAUAAGCGUCAAUGCAGGCCAUUGCCGCUUUGUGUACAAGCGACUCUGUGCCCUCUGGCGGCGGAUGCUUACCACAGGCGAUUAAAAGUGCGGGAUGGCCGGUGUUGUUGAAGGGUUGUGUAUCGUAUGUCUGGAUCGUUCGAGAUCCUUGUAGUGACGGUGAUGCCUCUCUUGGUUAUAUGUAUCGCUUGAGGCACGAGAUACCGCGUCUGGUAAGUGAAGAGCCCUAUCUGCAUAACCUUUGCCACCUGUGGUAUGAUAGGCAUAACCUGGUCGUAGGGCUUGCCCACGCGACCAGUGAGCUGGACACCCUAAAGGCCGAAACUGCGAGCGACACUAAGCAACCUCACCAUUCGAUCUGCAGCCAGAAAUGACUUGAAGUAGCUUUGCCAACUGUCUAAGUGUUGCUUCGGUUCUCGAUCAAUCACGACAACGACAACAAAAGGCGCGCUGUUCCACUGGCUUCAGGUACAGGUAACCACAGUAGCAUCGGUUUUAGGCACCCACUCCGAGAACACGUCCGUGCCGAAAAACAUGGCACUCCAGCGAGACAGACGUUGUCCUGUGCGCACAAAAGGGCAUCAGUUGUGUCUUCGGUAAGACAGCAACUCAGAUAGACCUUCAAUACCGCUCGCUUGCCCGCAAGUAUGCCGA